UCUUUCCAAUCCCAGAGCCAAUGAGUGAGUGCAAGGCAAGGACAACUGCAGGUCGUCAUCGCCGUGAGUCAGACAUAUCACAGCAUGCAAUUAUCUUGGAGGAAGUAAAAAGUUGUAGAAAUAGUCUUUCAAUGAAGGAACAAAUGUUACAGACGUAGGCGUGGAUUAUGAGUAUAAACCCAGCAGACCAAUAUCUAUGCGAAUGGCCAAGACAUUGGUGGGAUUGGAAAUGGUAAGAGAAGCAUAAUGGCGAAGGACGUCUUUCAGAAGUUGCUAUUCACAGGUCUCUGCUAUAAGUACUUCUUUUGGACCGGGAUGUGUUCAGGUUUGGUGGAAAAUUAUGUGGCUGCGAUGGUCCUUAGUGCAGCCGGUGAUGCCCUUGGAUAUAAUAACGACAAGUGGGAAUUCUGCAGAGAUGGACAGAAGAUCCACAAUGAGCUGGCCAAGCUGGGUGGCAUUGAGAACCUUGAUGUGGAAAGUAGAAGAGUGAGUGAUGAUACAGUGAUGCACAUUGCCACUGCGGAAGCACUGGUGGAAGCUGGUAGUCACAUAGAACCUACUAAGCUAUAUCCUCUGUUGGCAAAGAAAUACAAAGAAUGCAUGAAAGACAUGGAUGGUAGAGCACCAGGUCAGUGUUGCAUGACCAGUGCGUUGAGUCUCAAGCCUGGGUCGCCAAAUGGUUGGAAACUUCCAUUUCAAUCAAAUGCCGGAGGCUGUGGGGCAGCAAUGCGAGCCAUGUGCAUAGGGCUUAGGUUCCCAGGCCCAAAGCAGCUGCCGGACCUAAUCAGAGUCAGCAUAGACAGCGGCAAAAUGACCCACCACCAUCCAACUGGGUAUCUGGGAUCACUUGCUGCUGCCCUGUUUACGUCGUAUGCUAUAAAUCGAAAACCUCCACAUGAGUGGGGCAGAGGCCUGCUGGAUCUCUUACCCAAAGCCAAGGCCUUUGUGGUUGAGUCGGGUCAUGAUGUUGAAGCAAAUCUGGAAAGUUGGCCUUACUUUGAAAACCAGUGGAAAGCUUACCUUAAAAAAAGGGGCAUCUUGGAUGGAAAGUCUCCACCAACGUUCCCAGAGAAGUAUGAUGUGGAGGAACGAGAUCAGUUCUAUAAAGACAUCAGUUAUAGCGGCUGGGGUGGCAGCAGUGGGCACGAUGCCCCUAUGAUUGCAUAUGAUGCCAUACUUGGAGCUGGAGAGAACUGGACAGAACUCACCCACAGGGCUUUCUUCCAUGGUGGUGAUAGUGAUUCAACUGCUGCCAUUGCAGGAGCCUGGUGGGGAGCCAUGUAUGGAUUCAAGGGAGUCAGCCCUGUCAACUAUAAAAUGUUGGAAUACAGGGAGAGACUGGAGAGGCUUGGAAGAGAUUUGUACCAACUCGUAUAGACCAAAGCUUAAUAACCUCGAGUUUGCUGCGUUCCUUAAGGAAUGUUGCCAGACAAAUUUCAAAGACAUCUGUUAUGAAGCCGCAAAGUGUUAGUCACAGCCUGUUCUCGAUAGUGUGGUGUGUUGUAGAGAACUAGAAUUUUGCCAGGCUAGAAUAAUCUGAUUGAGUUUCCUAUGUAUAACUAAACAAGAACAAACUUUUUUUUUUUUGGUAACAUACAUGUUCAUAUUGAUGAAGUGUGCUAAUUGUGUUUUAGACGAUUAACUCUCCACCCCUCAAUAAUGUAAAUCCAUACGUUUUUCAAUCUCUUCUUCUAAUGAGCAGAAUACAUAUAUGCAGCUUUAAAAUCGACAGUGGUCAAAGAA
Molecule: messenger RNA, 1743 nt
Organism: Pelobates fuscus (common spadefoot toad)
Lineage: Eukaryota; Metazoa; Chordata; Amphibia; Anura; Pelobatidae
Product: ADP-ribosylhydrolase ARH1-like
Exons: 4
Coding region: 247-1377 (376 amino acids)
Biological process (GO): protein de-ADP-ribosylation
Molecular function (GO): magnesium ion binding; ADP-ribosylarginine-[protein] hydrolase activity
Source: RefSeq, a predicted model, not a curated record